CCCUCGCCCAGGAGGGAUGGAGAUAGAAAACAAACUGUUAAAUUCCAUCAAUCCUUUUCUAUCUUCCUCAUUGUCGUCUUCUUCCUCGAUGGCUAUCCUCCUGGUUCUGAUCUUCCUCUCUCCCUUCAUUUCAAGCCCUGAUACUGCCUUUGCAGAAGUCAGUAAGUUUGAGCCAGCUGAUGAAUUCCUCAUCAGUUGUGGUUCUAAGAGUUUAUCUGCAAUUCCUGAUGGAAGAGUGUUUAAGACCGAUCACGAAGCUCAAAGUUUGUUGCAAACUGAAGAAAACAUCUUAGUUUCUGCCUCUUCUGGAGAUGUUCCUUCUCCUAUAUAUCUCCAUGCCAGGAUUUUUGUUCAAGAAGCUACUUAUUCCUUUACUAUGAAGAGCCCGGGCUGGCAUUGGGUUCGCCUUCAUUUUUAUCCAUUCACUAACUCACAGUUUGAUCUUCGGACUGCAACAUUUUCCGUGUCUACUGACAAGUAUGUUCUUCUGCAUAACUUUAAUUUAGAGAAUCAAACUAAACCAUUCCAUAAGGAGUAUCUUAUUAAUGUGACCGAUCCCAAGUUUUCUCUCCACUUCGAACCUAUGAAGAAUUCUGCCGCUUUCAUCAAUGCCAUUGAGGUGGUUUCAGCUCCAGAUGUUAUGGUCCCUGAUGAAGGUUCUGCGCUUUUUCCUGUUUCGCCCUUUUCAGGCUUAAGCAGUUUCGGCUACCAAGUUGUUUAUAGGCUUAAUGUAGGAGGACCUUUGCUUACUUCUGUAAAUGAUACCCUUGGAAGGAGUUGGGAGAAAGAUGAGAAAUUCCUUAAGGAUCCUUCCUUUGCUCGGAGUACAAAUAUCCCAACUAGCUCAAUCAAAUACGGUACAGGAAUCUCCCCUUUAAUUGCACCACCAACAGUUUACGCGUCUGCUCGAGAGAUGGCUGACUCAGAAACAGUACAGGCGAAUUUCAAUAUAACUUGGAAAUUUGAUGUCGAUGUAGCUUUUAGUUACUUGCUUAGGCUGCAUUUUUGUGACAUUGUGAGUAAAUCCCUUAAUGACCUUUACUUUAAUGUGUAUGUUAAUGGAAAAAUGGCAAUUUCUGGUUUGGACUUAUCUUCCAUCACCAAACAAUUAGCAUCUCCAUAUUAUAAAGACAUUGUGGUGAAUAGUACCUUGAUGACCAGUGGACUUACUGUUCAAGUGGGACCAAUGGGCGAGGACACUGGUACUAUAAAUGCUAUAUUGAAUGGGUUAGAGGUGUUGAAGAUGAGCAACUCAGUUGAUAGCUUAGACGGAGAGUUUGGUACUGAUGGUAGAGUGGCUAGUGCGACUCGCAGCACGGUCGCAGCUGUUGGUUUUGCAAUGAUGUUUGGUGCUUUUGUUGGUCUUGGUGCUAUGGUGAUUAAAUGGCAUAAAAGACCUCAAGAUUGGCAGAAGAAGAAUAGCUUUUCUUCUUGGUUGCUUCCCAUUCAUGCCGGUGAUUCUAGUUUCAUGGCAAGCAAGAACUCAAUGGGUUCUCAUAAAACUAACUUUUAUUCAUCAACUCUUGGCCUAGGCCGGUACUUCUCUUUAUCGGAGUUACAAGAUGCUACAUGUAAUUUCGACCAGAGUGCAAUUAUUGGUGUUGGUGGUUUUGGCAAUGUCUAUCUUGGCGAAAUUGAUGAAGGUACUAAAGUUGCUGUUAAGAGAGGAAACCCACAAUCUGAACAAGGAAUUACAGAAUUUCAAACAGAAAUUCAGAUGCUAUCUAAGCUGAGGCAUAGGCAUUUGGUUUCCUUGAUUGGCUACUGUGAUGAAAAUGAUGAAAUGAUCUUAGUUUAUGAGUACAUGUCAAACGGGCCUUUUAGAGACCAUUUAUAUGGCAAGAACUUACCUCCAUUGACAUGGAAGCAAAGGCUAGAGAUCUCCAUUGGAGCUGCUCGCGGACUUCAUUACUUGCAUACUGGUACUGCACAAGGAAUCAUUCACCGCGAUGUGAAGACUACAAAUAUUCUACUGGAUGAAGCUUUUGUUGCCAAAGUUGCAGAUUUUGGUCUAUCCAAAGAUGCACCAAUGGGUCAAGGCCAUGUGAGUACUGCAGUGAAAGGAAGUUUCGGGUACUUAGAUCCUGAGUACUUCAGGAGACAGCAAUUAACAGAUAAAUCUGAUGUGUAUUCUUUUGGGGUGGUGUUACUGGAGGUGUUGUGUGCAAGGCCUGCAAUUAAUCCACAGCUUCCAAGAGAGCAAGUUAACUUAGCUGAAUGGGCUAUGCAAUGGAAAAGAAAAGGAUCGCUCGAAAAUAUCAUCGAUCCUCUUCUUGUAGGCACCAUAAAUCCUGAAUCAAUGAAAAAAUUUGCAGAGGCUGCAGAAAAGUGCUUAGCUGAUCAUGGUGUCGAUAGACCUUCUAUGGGAGAUGUCUUAUGGAACUUAGAGUAUGCAUUACAGCUUCAAGAAGCCUUUACGCAAGGGAAACCCGAGGAAGAACAAAUAUUAUCACCUGGUUCUGCUACUCCUGCUGCUGCUGCUGCAACUCCUCCUAUAGCUCCUACUCCUCCUGUAGUUCCUGCCACUGAUAACCGACUGGCUUCGGUUCCUGAAGAGAAUAGAAACCCUGCCCAAGUUCAUGCCAUUGAUGACCAUUCAGGAACUGCAAUGUUUGCUCAAUUUUCAGAUCUUAAUGGCAGAUAAAAAGAAAUUGUAAAUUUGAACAAGGGCUGUUUAAAUCAGUACAUAAAGUUCAAGAAUCUCACAGUAGCUUUUCUUGUUGUUACUUCAGUCAUUUGCAGAGGUCUUUUAAGGGGCUAGGAUUGCUCACAUACAUACUUCUUAUAUAAGAUGAUGAUGAUGAUGGUGUAUUUAGUAUCCAAACUCUCUCCUGUUUAUUUAAUUUUUAUUUUUGGCUUAUGAUUCCAUAGCUAAUUAGCUAUAGAGAUUUGUAUUAAUUAUUUAUAUGGCAGCAUUUAUAUUAACAGUUGCAGCA
Jatropha curcas is the source of this 2936-nucleotide messenger RNA. Its product is annotated as putative receptor-like protein kinase At4g39110. The record is from RefSeq and is a predicted model, not a curated record. Gene Ontology annotation, molecular function: transmembrane receptor protein tyrosine kinase activity; ATP binding. NCBI's taxonomy places the organism in Eukaryota, Viridiplantae, Streptophyta, Magnoliopsida, Malpighiales, Euphorbiaceae. Gene Ontology annotation, biological process: protein autophosphorylation. Gene Ontology annotation, cellular component: plasmodesma; plasma membrane.